AUGGACCUGCGUCUUUUAUGUUUACUGCUCUUCCUGGUGACCUCACUGCCUGACGGUUACUGCGUGAUCGGGAAUAGUGGCGUAUCCUUUAAGCCAUGUACUUCAGAAGGAGGCUAUUGCUUUUUUGGUUGUAAGCUAGGAUGGAUAUGGAUUAAUUACUGUAACAACAUAAUGUCCUGUUGUAAGAAGGAUACUAAGCAUUCACUUCCUCAAACCAAAGGUGUGUGA
Messenger RNA from Rattus rattus (black rat), 228 nucleotides. It is a transcript of the gene Defb136, whose product is annotated as defensin beta 136. The transcript has 2 exons. The record is from RefSeq and is a predicted model, not a curated record. NCBI's taxonomy places the organism in Eukaryota, Metazoa, Chordata, Mammalia, Rodentia, Muridae. Gene Ontology annotation, biological process: defense response to bacterium. Bases 1 to 228 code for a protein of 75 amino acids.